AGUAUAAUUCACAUUUCUAGAAACCGCAUGUUCAGUUGGUUAGAAGUUUUGAAAAAUAUUUUCUCUAGAAAAAUGAGUUUUCCACUAAAAGUAGGGAAAACAAGUUCUACAAGUGACAUUUCAUAUUAAUUGUUUCCUCUCACCGCCCAAACACACUUCAUGUGAUACCCCACCCACCACCUACCUCCACGCCCCACCUCCCAUAAUUUAUAUCUAGAUUAUAGUAUACAAAUUCAUCAAGAAUAAUAUUUUUUAAAUAAUAAAUACAAAUAUAAUUAAUCUCCAAAUCAAACUAACACCCGACCUUAGCUCAGUUGGUAGAGCGGAGGACUGUAGUAUGCUUCGUAGCAAUCCUUAGGUCGCUGGUUCGAAUCCGGCAGGUCGGAGUUUUGCCCCUUUCUUUUUUCCCCCCUCUUUCUUGCUUUAUUUUUUCUGCCAGCGAAUCCAACAUCCUUAAACCCCUUGUCUCUGAUUCCUUAAUCCCUUCACUCCAACAUCAAAAUUUCAAGAAACUAACCUCCACACAAAUGACACUUUGGAGUCUCCUUUCUUCCAUUACCAAAACCUUAAAUUCCCCAAACCCCAAUGCCCCUUUCUCUCAAUUCCCUUCCCAAUUCAAACAAUUGUGGUCCCAUUCCUCCCCGAACGUUACGCUUAGCGGGAGUUUCAGUGCACCGGGCCGCCCUUCCCUUUUCACUUCCCAGUUCAAAGAAUUCUCCACCUCCUUCCUCCUAACCAAAAUCCCCAAAAAAUUCCGCAAAAAACGAAAGAAAAAAGACUCCCCACGUUCAAAAUUAGUCCAAACUCAACCAAACAUCAACCCCCAUUUCGAAAACAUCCUUUUACACGACACCCAUUUCAGAUUCCUUAAAAAAACCAAAGAAUUCCUGUCCAAACAACCCCAUCAUGUUCUCCGCCUCGACGAUGCCGGGAAACUUCAUCAGCAGUUGGGGUUCCCGCGUGGUCGGAAAGUUGUUAAAUCUCUCCAACGACACCCGUUGAUUUUCGAUAUUUAUCGGCAUAAUGAUGGUAAGAUGUGGAUUGGUUUUACUGAUUUGAUGGAAGAGUUGUUGGAUGAGGAAUGUAGAAUUAUGAAUGAAAUGGAGAGUGAUAGAGUUAAUGUAGUUAGGAAGUUGUUAAUGAUGUCGAAAGAUAAGAGGAUUGGUUUGAGCAAGAUUUAUCAUAAUAGAGGUUUGUUUGGUAUACCUGAGGAUUUUCGGGAUAGGUUAGGGAAGUAUGAGGAGUAUUUUAAGGUGAUUGUUGAGGAAGAUGGGAAGAGGGUUGUUGAGCUUGUGAAUUGGGAUCCUACAUUGGCCGUGAGCGCGUUGGAAAAGGAGUAUAUGGUUGAUGAGGAUAAGGUGAAGAAGGCGUUUAAGUUUCCGAUUAAACAUGGGAAAGCGUUGAACUUGGAUGAAGGUGAUGAGAGGAAGUUGAAUUUGUUGUAUACGUUGCCUUUGGUUUCGCCUUAUUCGGAUGGGAGUAAGUUGGAUUUGUGGACGGUGGAGGCGGAGAAGUUUAGAGUUGGAUUGAUUCAUGAGUUCUUGAGCUUGAUGUUGGAGAAGAGAGCUUAUAUACAUAACAUUGUGGAGUUCAAGGAGGAGUUUUGUCUUACGAAGCAUACUUAUCAGAUGCUCUUAAAACAGCCUAGGACGUUUUACUUGGCUGGUACGGAAAUGAAUUGGUCUGUUUUUCUUAAGGAUGCGUAUGGGGAAGAUGGUGUUUUGCUAAAUAAGGAUCCGCAGGUGCUGUUCAAUGAGAAACUCUAUAGAUAUGCAGACAUGAAAGUAUUGAAGCCAAGCAGUGAUGUCUAUGAGACAUGAAAGGUUGAAUUAACUUUUACUUCUCACGUAACUUAUGGUGAUGAUGGAGCUUCGUAGAGCAGAAUUUACAUUAUGGACUCCGUCCACCUAUGUUAUUGAUCAAAGCAACAUAAAUCUUGAGGUACCUAGAGUUUCUUUCGAACACCUAUUUACCGUUUUCCUGCUGCCUAUUUUGCUUUCAGCUGUAAAUUGUAAUGGUGCCGGGACUCUAAAUCAUCUCCAAAAUGUAGAGCACUAUUGCAUUCACAAUGUAAAAAAUUAUGUACUACUUAUAAGAAGAAGAUAUACGAUGUUGAAAACUAUUGCAUUUCA
Capsicum annuum is the source of this 2132-nucleotide messenger RNA. Its product is annotated as protein WHAT'S THIS FACTOR 1 homolog, chloroplastic. NCBI's taxonomy places the organism in Eukaryota, Viridiplantae, Streptophyta, Magnoliopsida, Solanales, Solanaceae. Bases 528 to 1820 code for a protein of 430 amino acids. The record is from RefSeq and is a predicted model, not a curated record. The transcript has a single exon. Gene Ontology annotation, molecular function: RNA binding.